Molecule: messenger RNA, 906 nt
Organism: Mucor mucedo
Lineage: Eukaryota; Fungi; Mucoromycota; Mucoromycetes; Mucorales; Mucoraceae
Exons: 4
Coding region: 1-906 (301 amino acids)
Biological process (GO): phospholipid biosynthetic process
Cellular component (GO): membrane
Molecular function (GO): phosphotransferase activity, for other substituted phosphate groups
Source: RefSeq, a predicted model, not a curated record
AUGAUUACCUUGUUAGGUCUUUUGACUGUUGGUAUCAAUAUUAUAACCUUAUUUUAUUAUACCUCUACCCUGGGUGAAUGCCCUAACUGGGUAUAUUCAACAUUUGGUAUUGGAUUGUUCAUUUAUCAAUCUUUGGAUGCUAUUGAUGGAAAACAAGCAAGACGUACACAAACAUCUGGACCAUUGGGUGAAUUAUUUGAUCAUGGUUGUGAUGCUUUAAAUACGACUUUAGGGGCUUUAACUUGGGCAUCUUCUACAUAUCUCGGUCAAAGUUGGUGGACAGUUAUCUCUUGUGCUGCCAGUCUUGGUAACUUUUACUUAUCUACAUGGGAAGAGUAUCACACCGGUAUCUUGUAUUUAGGUCACUUUAGUGGGCCUGUAGAAGGCGUAUUAAUGUUGUGUGGCGUUCACAUGAUCUCUGGUUACUUUGGUCCUGCGGUUUGGAUGAUUCGUGUAAAUGAACUUUUUCCUUCUUCUAUCUUUGAACUCAACGAAGUUACACAACUCAUCGGUUCAUUGCAAUUAAACCAUGUGCUUAUUGUUCUUGGUGGCUCCGUCACUUUCAUUAAUAUCGUCACAGCUUUGUAUAAUGUCAUCCAUGUUAAGCUUCAGCCUACUGAAAUGUCCAAGAAGGAUGGAUCAAUUGUAAAGGCUACACUCGGUCUUGCCCCAUUCAUUAACAUGUGCUUCUGGACUUACAAAUGGAUGCGUAUCUGGCCUGAUAUUGUCACUGAUCAUCUUGCUGUCUUUAUUUUUUUCUUUGGCUUGAUCUUUGGUCAUCAGGUUGGACUUAUGAUUACUGCUCAUGUCUCCAAGUUGAGCUUCCCUUAUAUAAACAUCCCUGUCAAUGCUUUAUUGAUUUCAGGUUAUUUGAUUGCUAAAUCUGAAUCUUUUAUUGAAGAGUAA